Molecule: messenger RNA, 1462 nt
Organism: Oreochromis aureus
Lineage: Eukaryota; Metazoa; Chordata; Actinopteri; Cichliformes; Cichlidae
Exons: 2
Coding region: 153-1253 (366 amino acids)
Source: RefSeq, a predicted model, not a curated record
GGGUGCAUCAAUGGGUCGUUCAGGGGGCCUUUCAUUUGGUCAUUCAGUCAAUGGGUGGGGGGGCCGAACAUGACAGGAGGGUUACAAAUAUGGGAUCAUCUUUUUUUUUCUUCUCUUUUUUUCUAAGAACUGUAUAGAAAUUGCUUAGUCACAUGUCAUUUCAUGGUCUAUUUUUUUUCUGCCAACAGAGGAUUCACUCCAACAAAUUGAGGAUGUAUACGGAAUUAAUGGACAGCCACAGAAAACGAAAGUCGUCCUCUUCCACCGAGCCACCUAUGAAGAACGCAAAACUUACAGACUCUUUCACUGGCUCUAGGCGAAUAACACAAGCAACAUUUGACAAGCUUCUGCUUACGUUUGUAUGUGAGGCCAACCAACCAUUUUCUAUAGUUGAGACAUCGUCCUUCAAGACUAUGAUGGAAACCUUGCAACCUCAGUGUACAGUAAUGACAAGGAAAACAUUGUGCUCAAAAAUACAAGACGCUGUGAAGAACAUGAAAAGCAUAAUCAUCAAAAAACUGAGCACUGUGAACUAUGUUGCUACCACAACAGACUGCUGGUCUGCCAGACAGCAUAGCUACUUAGGAGUGACUUGUCACUGGAUAGAUGACAUCUCUUUAGAAAGGCAUUCUGCUGCACUGGCUUGUAGACCUCUUAAAGGUUCACACACAUUUGAUGUUCUUGCUGCUGCAUUAGAGGAAAUCCAUUCAGAGUAUCACAUCAGAGAAAAAGUGACCCGGACGACAACAGACAGUGGUUCAAACUUCUUGAAGGCCUUUCGAUUAUAUGGUGAGGACAAAGAGGAAGAAACAACCAAUUGGCAGGAGGAUAGUGGGUCUAUCCUUGAUGAUGCAGAAGACAGUGAGUUAGAGGUGGAGUAUCAAGAUGUGUUAGCCGUUUUGGAUGACAACACAGGUCUGGAGUACCAGCUUCCAAGGCACCAAAAGUGUGCAUGUCAUCUACUCAAUCUUAUAUCAACAGUUGAUGCCACUGCUGCAGAAGCUACCAAUGAUACAUACAAGAGACUGUCUCGGUCUGCUUUUGCAAAAGGUCAUGCUCUGUGGAAUAAAACCAGCAGGUCAAUCAUGGCUUAUGAAACAGUGGAACGUGAGUGCAAGUUGCAGUUUCUUCGACUCAAUCAAACUUGUUGGAGCUCCCUGUUCCUUGCUGUGGAAAGACUUGUCCGCAUUCAUAAAGAGCAAGGAGAGAAAGCAAUCCGCAAUGUUUGCACGGCAUUAAAGAUAAAGAUGUAAGUUGAUGGAACUUGUUUUUAAAUAUUAAAUUGUGACUAAUGUGUGAAUCCACCCCCUUUUUUUAAGUGACUUUGACUGACACUGAAAAAUGUAAAUAUUAUCAAUUGCUUAUAGUUUUACUGUCUCAUUUUGCAAUCAUUUGCAAAUUUUACAGACAAUUCACAGUUAUUACAUUGCUGUAGAAAUGGCUAUGACCUAUUUCUGUUUUU